Hyla sarda is the source of this 1631-nucleotide messenger RNA. Its product is annotated as cholesterol 25-hydroxylase-like protein. The transcript has a single exon. Gene Ontology annotation, molecular function: steroid hydroxylase activity; C-4 methylsterol oxidase activity; iron ion binding. NCBI's taxonomy places the organism in Eukaryota, Metazoa, Chordata, Amphibia, Anura, Hylidae. Gene Ontology annotation, biological process: sterol biosynthetic process; cholesterol metabolic process. Bases 1 to 810 code for a protein of 269 amino acids. The record is from RefSeq and is a predicted model, not a curated record.
AUGAACUGCAGCGUGCAGGCACAACUUCCAGAGUCAGGCUCAGUCCUACUUCAGCCAAUAUGGGACUUUGUCAGAUCGAAAGAACAUCUGGUUAGUUCACCUCUCUAUCCAGUUAUUUUCUCGUUCACAGUCUACAUGUUCUUCUGUCUUCCCUACCUAGCACUGGAUGCUCUGUGCCACCAAAUACCUGCUUUGAAGAAAUACCAAGUACAGCCAAAGUCCAGACCUACCUUGGCUAUGGUGCUUUACUGCCUGGCACACACCGUGUACAGCCAUUUGGUAUAUAUAUGUCCACUGUCUGUUGCUUACUGGUACUGGAGACCCGUGUGUUUUCCAGCUGUGGCACCAGACUUUCACCGAUUUAUACUGGACAUCAUUGCCUGUCUACUUCUAUUUGACUUCCAGUAUUUUGCUUGGCAUCUGCUGCAUCACAAGAUUCCCUGGCUGUAUAAGACAUUUCACAAGAUGCAUCAUAAGUACACUGCUACUUUUGUGUUGGCUACACAAUAUUCCAGUGCGUGGGAGAUGCUGUCUCUUGGAUUCUUUGCAAAUGUCAGUCCCAUCUUGCUGAAUUGCCAUCCAAUGACUGAAAUGGCCAUCUUCAUCAUCCAUAUCUACCUGUCUGUCGAAGAUCAUUGUGGCUAUGACUUGCCAUGGUCUACACACAGGUUAAUACCAUUCGGCAUAUGUGGUGGACCAAGUCAUCAUGAUCUCCACCAUGAAAAGUUUGUGUCCAAUUAUGCUCCUUAUUUCACCCACUGGGACAAGUUGUUUAAUACACUAGCACAGAAGAAAACUAAGAAGCCUUAAAAAAUAUGCAACUACCGCCAAGACUGAACAAAUGGUCAGAACUUGACCCUCACCUGCAUUUCAGGACUAAGUGAGUAGAUGCAUCAUAAGCUCUAUCUGUGAUUGUGUCUUCAGUGAUGAAUUGUCAGCAAGUGGUGCAAGAACAAUGCCAUGUACUAUCUCCCUGCUUCUUGGCCAUCAAGAACCAUGAACAGUAUGAUGAACGUCACUUUCAUCACAUGUACUUGCAUCAUACUUUACAUUACCUGUGCAACAAAGAACUGUGAAUAGAGGAAAAAAGAGUUUUAGUCAUAACCUGAGUAUUUAUUUAUUUAUAGUACGUUGAUGUGCAGUUUAAUGCAUAAAUUCAUUGUACAAUUAUUUAUUAUAUAAUUAUAAAUAUUUAUAAAUAUUAUAUGUAUGUAAGAUGUGUUAUAGAUCUUUUUUUAUAACUGUAAAGUAAAAAUGAUGAUACUAAUUCUAUAAAGCUAUUAGUUUGGUUUACUAUAACCACAUAGUAAGAACAUUGGGUUAAAGAAUGUGCUUACGACGGGAAAAAGUAGGUGUUAAUAGACUGUGCACGUGUCAUAAUGACUGAAUAUGCAAUCGUAGAGAACUGAAUUUGUUCAUUGCUGCUUUUUAUUGCAUCGUAACAGCUGACAAAACCACAGGAUGACAUUGAAAAAAGAGCAGUGUAAAAUGGCAAACUCUACUCUGCUACAGUACAUCUGUUUAUAAUGAAAGCUAAAGAGGGUUAUUCUAUUUAUUGAUGUAAAGGCUCUGGAAAGUGUUAACAGAAGGAUAUUAGGAAAGUGUUAUUAAAAGAAUAUUGGGAAAGUGUU